AUGGGUGUUCACAACAUCAAAACCAAGGAGGACUUUGAGCAGACCCUGCACAAGCACAGGGCUGUCGCUGUCGACUUCUACGCCACUUGGUACACCCCGUGCAAGACCAUCGCUCCCGCCUUUGUCGAGUGUUCUGAGCAGGACAGGUUUAAGGACGUUCGCUUCCUCAAGGUUGAUAUUGACCAGCUCCCCGAGCUCGCCGCAGACAUGGGUGUCCGUGAAAUGCCCGCCUUCAAGCUGUUCCUUGAUGAUAAGCCCGCCGGCGAUCUUGUUGGGGCUGAUAAGGAUGGGCUUAUUCGCCUGCUGGAGAAGGCUGUCUGA
Molecule: messenger RNA, 321 nt
Organism: Clonostachys rhizophaga
Lineage: Eukaryota; Fungi; Ascomycota; Sordariomycetes; Hypocreales; Bionectriaceae
Source: the annotation of a GenBank genome assembly